GUGAAUCACAUUGUUUCAAUAUGUUGUGUCCUGGAUUUGUUGGUGUUGAUAAAGAUAUUCCAAUUGACAAUGCUUUCGAUGAAGUAACGAGAAGAGGAGCGCCGUAUCAAGUGCGUUUUACGCCAUUUGUUUACAAGGACCCGAAAACAGGACAUUGGUGGCUUGCAAUAAAGCAUCCCUAUAAACCAGACAAGAUAAUUGGAUAUUGGCCACGAGAAAUAUUCAGUGAAUUGGCAAGUUCAGCAACUUAUAUAGCUGUUGGUGGAGAAGCAUAUAGUCCACUUGGUCAGCGUCUUCCUCCCAUGGGAAAUGGUUAUUAUCCAAUUGAAGAUGCUAGUAAAACUGCAUAUUGUUCUAAUUAUUUCGUUUUAGACGCAAACUAUCAAAUGAUUAACCCAGUGCAAACUACGAGGUAUACUGAUAAUUGGCACUAUGGAGUCUAUGAUGUCGCACAUUAUCUGAAUUAUGGAAGAACAAUUUUCUUUGGCGGUACUACUUUAGAAUAAGGGAAUAGUAAUCGUUAAACAUUUUGAAUUUAA
Beta vulgaris subsp. vulgaris (sugar beet) is the source of this 539-nucleotide messenger RNA. RefSeq lists its product as uncharacterized. Lineage: Eukaryota; Viridiplantae; Streptophyta; Magnoliopsida; Caryophyllales; Amaranthaceae. The record is from RefSeq and is a predicted model, not a curated record. The transcript has 2 exons. The coding region runs from base 21 to 506 and encodes 161 amino acids.